This is a messenger RNA of Daldinia decipiens, 2075 nucleotides long. Its product is annotated as transmembrane amino acid transporter protein-domain-containing protein. The transcript has 2 exons. The record is from RefSeq and is a predicted model, not a curated record. Gene Ontology annotation, cellular component: vacuolar membrane. NCBI's taxonomy places the organism in Eukaryota, Fungi, Ascomycota, Sordariomycetes, Xylariales, Hypoxylaceae. Gene Ontology annotation, molecular function: amino acid transmembrane transporter activity. Gene Ontology annotation, biological process: amino acid transmembrane transport. Bases 52 to 1440 code for a protein of 462 amino acids.
CUAGGACGACACGACGGUUAGCUAGAUCUCACGGACACGGUAGCAGACAAGAUGGCGGAUACGAAGAACGAGAAGAUGUUCGAUUCGGACUCGCCUUCGGGGCAAGAGCUGGGGUCCAGCACUGAGGUGGUUGGUCAAGUCAGCGACAUCUCGGCAUUCGAGGCGCAAAAAGUAGCCUUGGGCAACGCUCACUUCAAAAGGUUAGGAUGGAAGCGACUCACAGUAGUGCUCAUCGUAGAGGCCAUCGCCCUCGGCAGUCUGAGCAUGCCUGCAGCAUUCGCUACCUUAGGAAUGGUGGCUGGCGUCAUCUUGAGUGUUGGCCUGGGUCUCAUUGCCAUCUACACCAGUUAUGUCGUCGGCCAGGUCAAACUAAAGUUCCCGGAAGUACAGCACUACGCAGAUGCCGGUCGUCUGAUAAUGGGUAAAUUUGGGUAUGAACUAAUCGGCGGGAUGUUCGUGUUGCAACUGGUAUUCCUUGUCGGAUCUCACUGUCUCACGGGUACUAUCGCUUUCAUGAACAUUACCAACAAUGGCGCCUGUUCGUUGGUUUUCGGUGUUGUCUCAGCCAUCAUUCUCCUGCUUCUCGCUAUCCCGCCCUCUUUUGCCGAAGUAGCCAUUCUGGGUUACAUUGACUUUGUUUCUAUCAUGGCCGCUAUCUUCGUCACGAUUAUUGCGACGGGUGUGCAACGGACAGAUGCUGGGGUCCCCUCUGAUUGGUCCGCGUGGCCGAAGGAGAACAUGACCUUCACUGAGGCUUUCAUUGCCAUUACAAAUAUCGUCUUUGCCUACAGCUUUGCCAUCUGCCAGUUCUCGUUCAUGGAUGAAAUGCACACCCCUAAGCAUUUCGUUAAAUCCAUCUGGGCGCUCGGCCUGAUUGAGAUCGUGAUUUACACACUGACCGGAGCAUUGAUCUUCUGCUUCGUCGGUCAAGAUGUCAAGUCCCCUUCUCUCCUGUCGGCUGGAGACUUGGUUUCCAAGAUAGCCUUCGGUAUUGCUCUACCCGUCAUCUUCAUCUCCGGAUCCAUCAACGGUACCGUCGUAGGCCGAUAUAUUCACGGUCGUGUUUACAAGGACUCGGUCACUCGUUUCAUCAAUACCACCAAAGGCUGGAGCACGUGGCUGGCGCUCAUCACGUUCAUUACUCUCAUUGCGUGGGUUAUCGCCGAGGCCAUCCCCUUCUUUUCCGAUCUCCUGGCCAUCUCUUCGGCGCUGUUCAUCUCCGGGUUUACAUUUUACUUCCCUGCUGUUUUCUGGUUUAUGCUCAUCAAGCAGGGCAAGUGGUACGCAAAAGAAAACAUUCUAAAGAGUAUUCUCAACGGCUUGGUAUUUAUUAUCGGGAUGAUUGUACUAGUUGGUGGCACGUACGCUAGCAUUGUCGACAUCAUUGACGGAUAUAGCAAGGGCAAAGUUCGAGGUGCCUUCAGCUGUGCUCCAUUCUAGUAAUGAAAGGCUCAGCAAGACAAAUUUCUUUAAUUUCAGUUAUGCUCCCUACUUGAAAGAUCGAAGUCAUGCGCCCCUUCUCACGAACACGAAUGGCCUGUCGAUGACAUUAUGAUACCUCCUUUCUUAUUUUCCAAGCGUCAUACGCGAGCAAUGGGUUCAUAGCAUCUUGUUUCUAGAGCACUGGAUAGUACCUCGUGGAUAAGACCUGAUUCCUAGCUCCAAGGAGUUUGAGAAUGCAUUUUGUUUUCUCUGGGAUUGUAUACCUUUGUAAAACACUAUCUGGGAGUUGCAUCGCGAAUGACAAUGAGUAACUGGGCAUAUUAUCUUAUGGUUCAUGUAUUGAAGAGCACCUACGUGUUAUCGAUGUUUUCAGGCUAUAGCAGUUAGAAAAAACGAAAUAACUAACAGUGGAACUAUUCUCGUACGGACUUUAAACUAUUGUACGUCAUCUGCAUGAGGCGUUUUGGUAACAAAUAAAUUCAAGGACGAACAUAGUAAUCAUUUCCUUGGUAGUUAUGCAUCUAUGACGUAGUCGUAGAUGGAGACAGAGUUCGGAUUAAGUUGCGAUUUUCGUAAUAUACGAGCAUCUAAUGUCAAAGGGCGUCAUACCUAUAUGUAUUAUAUAAUAGAAC